Molecule: messenger RNA, 225 nt
Organism: Spathaspora passalidarum NRRL Y-27907
Lineage: Eukaryota; Fungi; Ascomycota; Pichiomycetes; Serinales; Debaryomycetaceae
Exons: 1
Source: RefSeq, a predicted model, not a curated record
ACUGUUUUGCCAUGUUCGACCUCCACGUUAUUCUUAACCGUGGUUAUGAAGCUGGCAGGGGCAAGACCCGGUGGGAUCUUGUAUUUUAUAAAAGCACCGUCAUCACGUCUUAACGGGACAACAUCGGUGAUUUCAACAUCCUCAGGCAACGGCGAAGAAAGUGAUGUCACUUUAUCUCGCAAAUUAGCUUCAUUGACAUUCAGAGGGAAUAACCAUUUGAAGUAA